Messenger RNA from Stylophora pistillata, 4346 nucleotides. RefSeq names its product TNF receptor-associated factor 2. The record is from RefSeq and is a predicted model, not a curated record. Lineage: Eukaryota; Metazoa; Cnidaria; Anthozoa; Scleractinia; Pocilloporidae. Gene Ontology annotation, biological process: regulation of apoptotic process; signal transduction; regulation of canonical NF-kappaB signal transduction. Gene Ontology annotation, molecular function: zinc ion binding; tumor necrosis factor receptor binding. Gene Ontology annotation, cellular component: cytoplasmic side of plasma membrane; plasma membrane signaling receptor complex.
AUGAAAUCACCACGAAUUUAUUCUCAUGAAAACUUAACUUUUUCAUAAAUCUAGAAGCUUUGAUUUGUUAUUCAUAGCCAUCCAAUCAAACUUCGCUUUCUUUGAACACUUGAUCUAAGAAUAUAAUAUGACAGGGUUACUUUUCUUGUGCUCAUUCCAGUGUUGUUUUGUCGACGGUUUGCCUUCAUUACUGAGUUGUUUUUACAACGAUUUGAAUAUAUUUGAUGAGGAGGGCCCUUCAGUGAAAAUUUUGCAAUACUCACGGCGAAAGUAGCUUCUGUUCUCACAUUUAAACUCGAAUAAUCAACAUGUAUACUGGUGGCCUUUUGAAACCUCGUCACAGAUGAUUGUCUAACUUUGUUCAAUGUUCUCACUCUGUUCAUCGUGUCAAGUCAAGAAAAGAAAUGCGGGAAAAUGGGAAGAGGUUUCGAUCAUACCAGCUUGGUAUGGGUAUUAGUAUUGGUAUUGGGCCGAGGUUCUGUACGCUGUUUCCAAGUUCUCAGGAGAACAAACAAGAUGUACUCGACUCGAAAGGUUAAUUUUAGAAUCCUGAACCUUAACUAAAUCUGACUAAACCUGAUAAAACGUGCUAGUCAGGCACAACUUGAUCAAGUAAAACUACAAAAAAGGCGGGUUCUGUGCUGAACAACGAUGGAGCAGAUCACCAAAUCGAAAGGAGAUCCGGCGUCCAGAAACUGUAAAGAACAUAUAAGAUUAUCAAGAAGAUGCCUGGUUACGUGAUUUCAGAUUCCGAGAAACAAAGGCUUGGGUCAAAGUAUACCUGUAAUUCAUGUGGUUUGCUCUUACGGGAUGCUAUGCAAACUUCUUGUGGUCAUUUCUACUGUAGUUCCUGCUUGGCCAGCUUAUUUCAAAAUGAAUCUACAAGAAUGGUCUGUCUACAGGACCAGAAAGAGUUUCUCCCGAAUGAGGUCUUUCCUGAUAACUUCAUGAGACGUGAAGUGCAAGCCUUUGUUGUUAACUGUACUUUUGAGGAUGAAGGAUGCAAUUGGAGAGGAGAAGUUAGACACUUAGAGGACCACUUGAAUAAUUGUGAGUUCCUUAAAAUUCCCUGUGUACAUCCUGAGUGUGGCGCACAAGUGAAAAAAUCAGAUCUAACCCAACACUUGGAAAAGGAAUGUGAGUGCAGAUUGGAAACCUGUGGGUUCUGCAAGAAGCAAUUCAAACUUAAUAAGAUGAAGCAUCAUCAUGAGACAGAUUGCCCAGCAUAUCCUGUUAUUUGUAAAAAAUGCAACAAAGAUGGAAUUCUUAGAGCAAAGCUGUUACAGCAUCAAGAUCCAAUGAUGGGAGAUUGUGAUAGUGUACAGGGACCGUGCCCUUAUUCACAGAUUGGCUGCUCUGCAACUGAGGCCCUCACCCAAAAACAGAGGAAAGAGCACCUGGAGAAACAUAAUACCUUACACACUACUCUGCUUUUACAUUUUGCUAUACGAAUGAGCAAAGAAAUAGAGGCACUUUUAGUGCGUGAUCCCAGAAUCGUGUCUAGAAAUCCACACCUCGUUUCAAAUUACGACAGUGUGAUUACGGAUCUUCUCGCUCAAGUUCAAACUCAGGCGGGUGAAACAAGGAAUUUACGCGAAAAAUGCCAAGAACACAGCGAGAGAAUUACCGCCUUGGAGAGGAAAGUGGCUUCAGGAAAUCUGUUGGGAGCUGCCACUACUACCCAAAUACCUGGCGAGUCCAAUGAUGGUGCACGUCACCCUGAAAUCACGCGAAGGGUUACCAACAUUGAAAACCGAACCGCUGACCAUGAAGUUCUUCUGGUAGAGAACAAUCGCGCAAUGGAGGAAGUUAGACGUGACAUGGGUAAUAUGAAAAGGCAGCUUGACACCACACAAGAGAGCUCCAGGAGACAUGACAGAAGGAUUGAAUCUAUUGAGCACACGCUGGCACUUAGAAAUGUAACCCUGGCUGAUUUGGAGGAAUACGUAAGACAGCAAGAGUUCUCAAGUUACGAUGGCCAGCUUUUGUGGAAGAUUUCUGAUUAUGCUCGCAAACGAAAUGACGCAGUGACAGGUCAGCAGGUCUCUUUCUAUAGCCCUUGUUUCUACACCAGUCGCUAUGGCUACAAAAUGUGCGCCCGCAUUUACCUGAACGGGGAUGGAAUGGGAAGAGGAACGCACAUCUCGAUCUUCUUUGUGGUCAUGCGUGGUCAGUAUGACGCGCUGCUCCGCUGGCCAUUCAGACAGAAGGUCACCUUCAUGUUGCUGGAUCAGGAUAACGUAGAACACGUGAUUGACGCCUUCAGACCUGACCCAAACAGCUCAUCCUUUCAGAGGCCAAGAAGAGAGACAAACAUCGCCAGUGGGUGCCCGAUGUUCUGUUCGCUUUCUGAGCUAAAUAAUCAUGCUUAUGUCAGGGACGACGCCAUGUUCCUGAAAAUAAUUGUGGAUACGUCUGAUCUGUGAAGAGGAACUUUGAGUUAUGGUUUGUUACUUGUUUUAAAUUUACAGUCUUACCAUUGUUCUGACAUGAUGUGUACAUGUUGCAUGUAGGUGAUACAUGGCAGGUGUUGUCGUUGUUUCGUACCUGAAAUGAACGUCAUUUUCUUUGUUUGACAGGACAGUUUGUAUUUUGAUUUGAUUUUCGCAUCUCAAAGUGAUGCGAGAAAAAGUCAGAUUCUUUUUAUUUUUAUUAUGACAGUUGAAUCUGUCUGCUUGCUCUCCAUCAAAUCGUCAACAGAAUACGCGACCGCGAUCGAUACAGUGUAAGUUCCAUGUUCGCCAUGUCACAGAAUUAUAUAUGGAUUGAUCAUUUAUGUUAAUAUUGCUAUGCAAUUAACGUAGGUGCAAUGGUUUUUCUAAAACGGUAGCCAUUUGCUUGAGCGAAUGACGUAUAAUGCCGGGAAGUAAACGUAAUGCAGGGUAUAUUAGCUGGAUUUGACGAUCCAACUCUUUUUCUUAUGUUUGGUUGAUUUAAGUGCAGUUUUUAGGUUGACUCAUUAAAACCGCAACAACUUUUUGUUUAACUCGUAGUAAUCAGGCCCGAUGAGCUAACAUAUACCCUCUAAUUAAUUAGUUGCCAAGUGUACGCGUGAAAUAAUUGAAUACACGAAAAUGAAACGAGUAAUUAGCUUUGAGAAACAUCUUAAUUUCGAAGAAACGCAUGCUUACAGUGUAGGCGAACUUCUCUUUUCUUUUUAUGUUGUGGAAUGCCUUUCCUCGGUGCGUCGAGAUUUUUGAUUUUACCUGGACUCUGGCACCAUCGAGAGAAUAUCGUCAACAUUUUUAUAAAGAAAGUUUAGGAAGGAAGUCGGUUUUGAAACAUCUAAGGAGUGAAAAGUCACGCUUUCUGCAGGCUUCUCCGUGAACGAUUGAAGUGCAUUCGAAUUUCCUUUAAGACUAAAACUUCAGCCUCGCUAUGAGAGCUGACUAAUAUGGGAUCUCAGUCACAAGGAGAAAUUUUGAGAAUUUUUCCAAAGUGGUUUGUAGAGAUGGUCAAUCAGAAAAUCUCGACUUUGCUUCAUCGUUUUUUUUUUUGGUGUCUUUUGCGCUGACCUCCUCGCGGUAGACACUGGGAACGCUUUUUGUUUGUCAAGUGGGGGUUUCUUUGGGGGUUCUUUUUUCGCUCAAAGCAAAAGCAUUCAAUGAACUGGGAGCAAUUGGCAGUGAUAAAUCGUCCGCUGGAUCACUGACUUAAGGUGGUUAAACUAAGGGAUGAACUGUGGACAGUAAUUUACCAACUUCAGUCGUCCUUAGGUAUUUUGGAAAAUUAUUAUUAGUUUUAGCAACAGGGAAGGUCUUUCCGACUAGAGGUCGACUUGAAGAUAGUGUUCCUUAGGUGAUCAAAGGAUUUGAGAUAGAAAAAGUUUGUUUUCAGUUUGUUUUGGGUGAAUCGAGCUCCAGGGACCGGGUGGGUUUUUUUUUUUUCUGCAAGGGGUCAUCCGGUAGUAAGCGGCUAACAGCGCAUAUCUCGGGAGCAGUGAGCAGUGUAUGCGUGGGUUGUCGAGGGUCUCCACCAAGUUGACUAAGUUAUGCUCUAUUCCACAACAUAAAACAGAAUGGGGCCACUUACUCUCAGAGCCUGUUUUUUUUUUUUUUUCGAUUUCUCGAAGGGAGUAUUUACUGUCUGAGCACGCAAAUAGACUAGAAUAAUUUCGUGAAAUUACCCGAAGUGAUACACCUGUCUACUUAAAGGAGUUUAAAUCGAAGUCAGUAAUUGUACGGAUGAAUACACCAAGUCGAACUAGCUAGUUUAGUGGAUUAUUUUUCGUAGGUUAAACGCUGUUGCUUGAUUUUCCUUCCACAAUUAAAGGAAUGAUUGUUACUUUCCAGUGUUUCUUGUAUGCAUUGUUUAAAUUUUCUUGCCAAUAAAACAUGAAAAUGUCA